UCCGCGCGGAACAAGCUCACCCCCCUUGCCCCGUAGCUAGUUGUCCCCGGCCCUCGCGGGUGCCCGCAAAACCCUCCUUGUCCACCCCCGGGAGGUCAGAGCCCUCGCCCCGCACUCCCCGGACGGCCCGAGUCGGGCCACAUCUGCGCAUCUGGCCGUCGGAGAUCCAGCACUCCCCUGGAGUCAGUCUACCUGCAGCUCCGCCCUUCCAGGUGAUGGUGCGCGGCCACCGCGGCCCCUGGCGCGCAGGUGUGGGCUCCCUAAACUGGGCCGUGGAGAGGGCUUUGGGCAACGCUCUGGCAGCCUCGGCUGCCGCCGAAACCGAGCCCUGCACCUCCCGGAAGACUCCAAACGCCGUGCCCUCCGCUACUAGGGGCUUCUGGAAACCGUUCCCCGACCCGAUUUGCUCUGAGAGGGGGACUGGGAGAUCUGCGGACCUGUAUGAAGGAGGCCUGGGAUUUAAGCUGAGCAGGCAAAAAUGGGCCCCUGCUAGGGGCUCUUCGGCUCGCACGGGGGACCUGGCGGCGCCGUGUCCCGGGAUGUCUCCGGCCGCGCCCGGCUGGCCCCAGCCCCGGCCCGGCCACUUCCCGCCCUGGGCGUCAUGAGUUACUUCCUGUCUUACUGCAAAGCUCAUGGCGGUGCGCUGCUCACCGGCUACCAGGCCCUGCGCGCCGAGGGCUUUCUGUGCGACGUGACUCUGGAGGCCGAGGGCUGCGAGUUCCCGGCGCACAGGUCGCUCCUCGCGUGUUCCAGCGACUACUUCAGGGCCCUGUUCAAGAGCCACACCCAGGAAUCCCGGGCGCCCGUGAUCCACCUGCAUGUGCCGUCAGCGGCCGGCCUGCAGCGCCUGCUGGACUUCAUCUACACCGCCUGGCUGCCGCUCUCCAUGGACACCGUGGAGGACACGCUGGAGGCCGCCAGCUACCUGCAGGUCACCGAGGCCCUGGGGUUGUGCGGCCGCUACCUGGAGCGCCAGCUAGCCCCUGAUAACUGCUGCUUCGCCGCCAACAUGGCGGCGCGCUUCGGCCUGGUGCACACGCUGGGCGUGGCCGAGCGCUGCAUUGUGAGCCACCUGCGGGAGCUGCUGGCGCGGGGCGCGGGCCCCGCCGGGCUGCUGGAGCUCAACCCCGCGUCGCUGAGGGCCGUGCUGGGUGCCCCUGACGUGGCGCGCGUGCCCGAGGCCCGGCUGCUGGGCCUGGCUCUGGCCUGGCUGCGGCAGGAGCCCGAGGCCGAACGGCUGGCCCACUGCGCCGCGCUGCUCGAGCGCGUCCGCUUCGGCCUGGUGCCCACCGACGUGCUGCGGCGCGUGUACUCGGGCUCCGGCCUCACCCUGCCCUCCCGGGUCAAGGGCCUCAUCAUCCAGGCCCUCAACUACCACACGUCGCCCUCCCGCCAGCCGCUCAUGCAGGGCGAGCAGACCAGCGUCCGGAGCCCCCAAACCCGCAUCUUGUUGGUCGGGGGGUGCAGGGGGCGGGAGGUGGUGACCGAGGAGGUCGUGGCCCCCCGGCGGGCAGCCAGGGGGAGGGGCGCCGCGGCGGAGCCCGAGGAAGAGGAGGAGGAAGAGGAGCAGGUGGAGGAGGAGGAGUGGGAGCUUACCCAGGACGUGGUGGCCUUUGACGGGUACAACCACCGCUGGCGCAGCCUCACGCGGCUGCCCGCUCCGCUACUGGGACACAGCGUGUGCGCCGCGGGCAACUUCCUGUUCGUCCUCGGCGGGGAGACCCCGUCGGGCGGCGGCUCCUCCCCCACAGCCGACGGCCUGCGGGCGGUCACGGCCGAAGUGCACCGUUAUGACCCGCGCUUCCACGCUUGGACAACUGUGCCCGCUAUGCGGGAAGCGCGGGCCCAUUUCUGGUGCGGCGCCGUGGGUGAGGGGCUCCUGGCCGUCGGGGGCCUGGGCGCGGGCGGCGAAGCGCUGGCUUCAGUGGAGAUGUACGACCUGCGCUGGGACCGCUGGACGGCGGCCGGGGCGCUGCCGCGGGCCCUGCACGGCCACGCGGGGGCUGUCGGGAACUGCGGCGUCGUGUAUGUCUCCGGGGGCAAGGCGGGGAGAGGCGAGGGCGGCGCGAACAGCCUCCGGGACUUGUUCUCCCUGGGCCCCGGGGAGCAGGCGUGGAGCAAGAGGGCGCCUAUGGGCACGGCCCGCUUCGGGCACCACAUGGCCGCACUGCGCGGCGCGCUGUUCGCCUUUCUGGGGCGCUACGAGCCCUUCUCCGAAAUCGAGCGCUACGACCCCGGCACCGACCAGUGGACUCGGCUGCGGCCGCUACCCUACGACCGCUUCUGCUAUGGGCUGGCCGUGGUCGACGAGACGGUGCUGCUGCUGGGAGGCCUGAAGUGGCAGGACUCACGCCAGGUGCCUACCCGCAACGUGGUGGGUUAUGACCUCGACCUGGACCGCUGGGAGGACACUGGCUGCGCGCUGCCUUGGGCCUGGAGCGGCCUGCAGUGCGCAGUGCUGCAGCUGACCGAGGGUGGGGACGAGGAGAGGGAGGGAGAGCCUGGAGAGGCGCCAGAUUUAGUGCUGGGCUUAAUGGGUCAGUGAGCAAGUCGCGCCUGACCAGGCUUACAGAGCAACCCGUGGGCUUUUCCUUAGGCUUGGCCAAAGAGGAACAUUUCCCUUUACUCUGAGAAUGGGAGACAGGACGGGUCAAAUUUAGAAGGAUAUAUGAAUCAUCUUCAGUGAACUGGGGAUUUCUAGAAAUUCUCAUGCUGGGCUAGACAUGGACUUUGAAAAUAAAACAUGACCCUAUUUUCCCUCUGGUAGUUAGUGUUUCCCAGGCGCUAAACAGUGACUACUUUUGUGCCAAACAGCCAAAAAACGUACCAUAAGAAAUUAUGUACAAGACCAGAAAAUUGUUAGCUAUAAAGACUGUAAUAAAUGGUUCUAGAAGAUGGCAUUAUCUGAAUAAAUAAAUAUUUAUCUGAAUAAAUAGUGAAGGGAAAGUGCCUUGGUUAAUAAACACAUGCAAUCAUUGUAGGAAGAACUAUGAUUUUAUGAUCCAGAAUCAUGGUUAUAGUUUUGCUCUGAUAGUUUAAUAUAGAUAUGGAACUGAGAGGAAAAAAAAUCUCUAAGAAAGCACCAUUUUUUUUUUGAGAAAAUAACUUAGGUUAAGUUUUUCUGUACUUCAUCCUUACUUACCCUAGUCUGCUUUUGCCCUGGCUUUUGGCAGCUCAUUGGUUUUAAGUUUUAUUUCUGCAGCCCUUAGCCAUAAUAAUCAGGCUUCUUUGGCUUAGUGGAACACCUAAGAAAAACAAAUCAAAACCCUAUUUCAUUCAUCCUCUUUAAAUGUUCAUUCUGCAGACAUGCUGUAGGUAAUAUUUGUAAAAAAAUAUUUUUAAAGUUUAUUUUUAGUGGUACCCCCCCACCCUCUGCCCCACCUUCCCAAAAGAAUCACAGAGAAACGAAAGAGGAGUAGGUGAAAUUUUAAAGUUCCUUUCAGGUAAAUGGGAAACCAGCUUGAUUUUGCAGGACCUCAGAGAAGAUUCUUGUAUACACUGGACAGGUGCUUCUUCUGGCUUGUACCACCAAUGGAGUGACAAAGUUAAAACCUGUAACCGGGGGUGGGGUGGUGGGGUGGUGGCGGCUGUGUGAUUAGGUCACAAAGAAAUGUGAUGAGGACUGCAUGAAUAAAAUAGGUGCUUUAUAAGGAUUCAUUAAGAGCUGAAUUUAUUUGACUUCAGUUUACAGUGCUGCCUCUCUCCUAGAUUUGAAACUAAUGCAAUAAAAUGUACAGAUAUAUAGUGUUAAAAGGUCUCUUUCAUGCUAGGCUAGCCACGAGUCUUUUAAAAUUCAUUAGUUUAAUUUUUACCAUUUAAAACAACUUUACCAAAGUAAAAGCCGCUUAGUAGCAACACAGCUAGUCUUUCCAUCAACUGCUCACUGUUUCCAGGGCACAACCUGGCCACUGUAUCCACGACACAUCCAUCAGGUACAGAUAUUUUUAAGUAAAUGUACGCAUUUGGUCUAGUAAACAUUAACAAGUCUAAACACCUGUAACAAGCACACUUCAUUUUAGGACAAGAGGUUUUUGUUUUUUUGCUUUUGUUUUUUUACAUAUACAAAAUCCCACAAAUUUAAUGUGCGUCAACACCCAUGCAGUAAAUAAAUGUUUUUACAAAUAGUUUUUUUAAAUGAUAAAAAUAUUACACCGGACCCAAAAUUCCAUACAAACAUUAAUACAUGAUUUCUCAUCCAUUUUGACUAAAUAUAGGAUUACUGAAAAUGUGCUGUAGAAAGGCCACUCUCCUGUACAGUUGUGCAAAGUCUGCAAAACGAUAGUGAUUCAAUGGUGGUUUCAAAAGCAAAGGAAAAGAUCCCCGCUGUGGAGUUUUUACUUUCUCCUCUACAGCAAAAAUAUUCACUGGCAGAUAUCUGAACUCUUAGAGAUGAAAGUACAUUCAUUCACUGAGCUGUACAGGCAACAGUAUAAAGCUGAUUAGAAGUAGAUUUUAGGAUAUAGAAUAGUAAAGGAGGGUCUCUUCCUCCUCCUAAAAAAACAAAACCCCAAACCAGCAAAUUGUGACUUAUACGUUAUGCAGCCAGACACUAAAAAGCAGCACAGUCAUUAUCAUGCUGUGAUCACUUUCAAAAACGAGAUGCUUAUAAAUGGAAAUACAUGAAGAGGAUUUUUUCAUAGACUUCAUCCACUCUAUAGAACAAAUCAUGAAACUAGGAAAAACCUCUAAAAAUUGUUUCUCUCGUAUAAUUCAAUGUAAUAUAUCUCUGAAUGACCAUCAUCCUCUUGCUCCUCAGGAGAGAGGUACAUUUUUCUUUUUCAACAUUGUUUUCUAUAUUAGAACAUACAUCAGCCUGUAAGUAAACAUAUUUUACUUCCCUGCCUGAAGUAUAAUUAUAUAUAAAGUUUAACUAAUGGACUAGGGGGAAAAUUGACCCUAACUGGGAAGUUGACUCAUUUACGUUUAUACCUUGUAACUUUUUAGAAGUUGGAGUUUAAAAAAAUGAGUUUGGGCUGAAAUUAUAUAUAUAUAUAUAUAUAUAUAUAUAUAUAUAUAUAUACACAUACAUAUAUAUACAUAUACACAUAUAUAUAUAUGUUAGCUGCCUUUCUGGGUGAGUUAAGUGUGUUUUAAAAAAUCCACUCUCAAAGUCCUCUAUACACAAUCAGCAUUUCAUCACUACAAAAAUAAAGGAAGAUUUAAACCAAGAAAAUAAAGCAGCUCUAUCUUCAAUUUUGGUCUCAGUUACAAAAACAUCUUACAAAGCUUUGCCCUGAUACACCAUUAAGUGUCCCCAUGGAUUUGGAAUACUAUUUCCAUUAACCAGCUUUCACAAGUUAAUAGACUAUUAAGACGAAUAUUAGAUACCUGAACUUUUCUUAUGUUGAUGCUCUUCUGUUUUGCUUAACUCUUGUAUGCGCAUCUACAUUUCACAAAAAUAAAACUACAGCAUUAAACUUUG
Molecule: messenger RNA, 5422 nt
Organism: Lagenorhynchus albirostris (white-beaked dolphin)
Lineage: Eukaryota; Metazoa; Chordata; Mammalia; Artiodactyla; Delphinidae
Gene: KLHL34
Product: kelch like family member 34
Exons: 1
Coding region: 602-2545 (647 amino acids)
Molecular function (GO): protein binding
Source: RefSeq, a predicted model, not a curated record